Messenger RNA from Salvelinus sp. IW2-2015, 1041 nucleotides. Its product is annotated as group XIIA secretory phospholipase A2. Gene Ontology annotation, biological process: phospholipid metabolic process; triglyceride homeostasis; lipid catabolic process. The record is from RefSeq and is a predicted model, not a curated record. Gene Ontology annotation, molecular function: A2-type glycerophospholipase activity; calcium ion binding. Gene Ontology annotation, cellular component: extracellular region. Lineage: Eukaryota; Metazoa; Chordata; Actinopteri; Salmoniformes; Salmonidae.
AGUGGCCAAAGUCCUCUCUGCCUCUCACACAGACGCAGUCAGUACUCUCAGAGUCUGUUUAAAUGUGGACGUCUUCCUCUCAGACUAACCUGUGCAGUGACUUUCUCUGUCUACCAGGCCACCAUGCUUCCCCGUACCCUAUCCUUCCUCCUGCUCUUCAUCUGCCUCUCCUCUGGGAUGUCUGCUUCUCUGGUCAGGAGGAGAACCCGUGGAGAGGACGGCCCUCCUGCAGUUCCGACCACGGUCAGGGUUGACACCUCUGCUGUUGUAGGUGUUCCGUCGGAGGUUGAUACCGUGCCGGCAGGUGGCCCGGUCGUCGAUGAUACUCCUUCAGCUGAGGCUGUGGCAGAGGCCCUGGUGACACAUGAGCCUGUUGCAGAUGUCGCUGUAGCUGACGAGGUUGUAGUCGAGGAGCCGGUUGAGGACAUCCCAGUUGCUGAACGAGAUGCCCCGUUAGACGCCCUUAUCAUGACAAAAGAAGAAAAAGCAGCCCUGAUAACAGAAGCAACGAUUAAAGAGUUGUCUGCCCAGGUGGAGAAGGAAGACCUCGCUGAAGAGACAGAGAUUCAAGACGCCAUCUUGAAAGAGUUGGCUGACCAGGAGACCCUUGGGAAGGCAGUGGAGGAGCCCAUUGAAGAGGCAGCGGAGGGAGAUGCUCCAGCGGAGGAUCCAGCCAGCUCUGUGAUACCUGUCUUCGAAGCCCAGGAAGAGGACUCUGGAUGGGGUUUGGCUUCCGUCAGAGAGAGCCUCCAGGCAGCCAACGGAUACUUUGACUCUCUUGUGGAACUGAUGGGGGGACGCAAUGGAGUGUGUCAGUACAAGUGUAAAUACGGUAAAACACCUGUGCAUCGCUAUGGAUACGUGACCCCAGAGCCCAACGGUUGCAGCUCCAACCUCCUCGGAUUCCAGUUUGACAUUGGCAUCCCGGCCAUGACUCAGUGCUGUAACCAGCUGGACAGUUGUUACGACACCUGUGGCUCCAACAAAUACCGCUGUGACUCCAAGUACCGCUGUGUCUCCACGCUAUCUGCUCUGACCUGA